This is a messenger RNA of Melopsittacus undulatus (budgerigar), 906 nucleotides long. Its product is annotated as mas-related G-protein coupled receptor member H-like. The record is from RefSeq and is a predicted model, not a curated record. Gene Ontology annotation, biological process: G protein-coupled receptor signaling pathway. Gene Ontology annotation, molecular function: G protein-coupled receptor activity. Gene Ontology annotation, cellular component: membrane. The transcript has a single exon. NCBI's taxonomy places the organism in Eukaryota, Metazoa, Chordata, Aves, Psittaciformes, Psittaculidae. The coding region runs from base 1 to 906 and encodes 301 amino acids.
AUGGUCUUUCUAGCUUUCCUUUUGGUGAUCUGUGUCUUUGGAAUGGUGGGGAAUGGGAUAGUCUUGUGGUUCCUGGGUUUCCAGAUGAAGCGGAAUCCUUUCACUGUCUACAUCCUAAAUCUGGCUGUUGCUGACUGCUGUCUGCUCCUCUUGUUUUUUCUGUUAACAUUGGGACAUUUGAUCUUAACAAUCAUUUGCUACGGUUUGAUAUCUUUUCAUCCUUUCAUCAAUAACUUUGUAUAUGCAGUUGAAUUCCUGUGCCACUUCUUUGUCCUUAGCAGCCUGGGUCUCCUGACAGCCAUCAGCACGGAGCGCUCUGUCUCUGUCAUCUUCCCAAUCUGGUAUCGCUGCCACCGCCCAAAGCACUUGUCAGGCAUCGUGAGUGGGGUGCUCUGGGCCAGCAUCGGCUCUUUCAUUUUGGCCAUGUAUCUUUGCUAUCUCUUUCAUCAAAGAUAUGGGACACUCUUUUCAAGUGUGAUCACUGUCUACUCUGUGAUUUUGUCAUUAUUGAUGUUGAUUUCCAACGCGUCCAUGGUCAUAAGGCUCCGAUGUGGCUCACAGAGACGGCACCUGGGGAAACUCUAUGUUGCUGUUGUGCUCAAUGUCAUCUUCUUCUUUGCCUUUGGGAUGCCCUUCACCUUAAAUGCUGUCCUUGCACUUUUACAUAACGGUAUUUACGUUAAUCAAAGUGUGGUUCUUGUUCUGGCUCUGCUGAACAGCAGCAUCAAUCCAGUCAUUUACUUCCUGGUGGGGAGCUGGCGGCAGCGCCGCUUCCAAGGCUCCAUCAAAGUCGCCCUGCGCAGAGUGUUUGAAGAGAAAGCGAGGAGCAAGGAGGAGAGCCCCGUGCCUGAGGGCAUCCCCAUGGAGAGCACUGCCCAAGGCCCUGCUGGGCAGGGGGAGGCCUGA